AUGCCAAAAGACGACUCAAAGAACCAUCAUCCUCGCCCCGAUGCCGGCGCUUCCGCAUCCAGCGCCACAGACGAUGCCGACACCAAGGGCAAACCAAAAAAAGUGCUGCGUGCAUGUGACGCCUGUCACCACCGUCGUGUCCGUUGCAAUCACAACAACCCUUGCGACAAUUGCAUACGACUCAACAUCAACUGUACCUGGAUCAAAGCGUCCAAGGGCAAGCAGGCUUCAGGGAGACGCAUCGACCUCCUUCGAAAAGGUCACAACCCCGCUGCCUCUGAGUUACCUCCUUCGCCAUCCAGCCAGCAAAGACCGCUGUCGGAACAUGCUCCCAUGACGGCACCCAGCCCCUCCGGGUCGCGCAUCGUCCUUCCUCCUCCUGGACACGCGCAGCCACCAGCCAAUUCGCCACGUCACUAUCCACAACCGCCUUCCGCACCCUCGGCCAUGAGCCCUCCUGGCUUGCCCGCCAGCGCUGCCUCACCUUCCUCCAUGAUGCCCUCAAGCCUGUACUCGCGCGAUCCACCCUCGGCCUCGUCCAGGAACUCAUUUGGCGGCGGAGGUCACAACAGGUACGACUCUAAUGCGCAGUCCAAUUCGGGCGGGCCAUUACCGCAUGCUUCCCCGUCUUCACACUGGUCUAGCCCCACGUCUCGCUCGCCUGGUCAUCGCUACCCAUCCCACGGUGCAUACAAUCCGCACGACUACCCUCCCGCGCAUCUGGCGCCCUCCUCUACCUCCUCCUCUGGCUACCACCACCAUGCUCAUCCUUCUUACCCGCAGCAAUCGCCAUCGCAUGCAUAUUCACACCACCAGCAGUACCAGCACGUGCCGCCACCACCGCAUCAUGCCUCUGCAGCUCAGCCUCUCCCUCCGCGACGCCCUUCGAACGCCGGCAUGGGCAGUGUCCAUGGUCCCAAUGCUGCAGUCUCAUCUGCUUCCCACCUCGGCUUUUUACCUGGCGAGACCUUCUCCGAAGGGCUGGGUGGGUCGUUCUCAGAGAUCGCACCCGACGUCGCAGCAGGACUCCGUCUGCCGGACUUUGGCACCUCACUGGCUGACUCGUACCUCAAUCCGCAAGAGGGUGUUGAUCGUCGACGCAAUGUCUUGUUGGACAUGAAUGCAGCAGGUAUGCCGCACGGCGGCCACGGUAUCCACGCCAACGGCAUGGGCGGCAGCGUCAACGAAUUUGCGGGCUCGCAAGAUCCUUAUAGCAACGGCGGAGGUCAUGCGAGAACCUUCCUCGACAUACUCGGUCAGAACAGUCAGAUGCUUGGCGGCCCUAGCUCCACCCCCGGCUCCGUCACUCAUUCCGAGACCGAACUUGCCGGCAACGAGCCACAUCCGCUCUCGGAUUCGGUGCUCAUUCCCAGCAUCGCCAUCUUCUUCGAGCGUCUUCAGUCCAUCAUGCCUGUCUUCACCAGGGCCUGGAUCUUUGGCAAGAUCGACCGCGGAGAGCACCGCGCAGACCCGCAGCUUGGCGCCAUGCUCAUCGCUCUCUCCGCUUUUGCGCUUUGCCAGCCGGUCGACUCGAGCGAUCCCGUCGACGGCUCCUCUCGCAAGCGCAAAGUGCGCCGGCUGCUCGAGGAGUCGGUCAAGAUGCGCAACAGUGCGUUUCUCGGCAGUCAUCCUUCGCUUGAGGCUAUCAUGGCGUCUUUCUUUAUCUUUGGCACCUUGUUCGGUCUCGGUGAAGAAAAUGCGGCGUGGUUCCGUCUGCGCGAGGCAGUCACCCUAGGCUACCUCCUGCGUAUUCACGAGACGUCAUCAUACGAGCACCUCGACAAAGAUGAGCAGGAGCGUAGACUUCGCGCUUAUCUCUUGCUUGCCAUCACAGAGCGUGCCUACGCCAUCCAGUCUGGCUCUUCGAUCACCUUCCGAGGCAACCCACGCAAAGCGACCGAUUCUAUCAGGCGCAAGUUUGACGUCUCGCAGCUUCAGGAUUUCCCCAACCUGCAGAGUCGACUGUUUGAUGUGGUGGAUGAAAAGUUCGUCGAUUGCUGGAACAGGAAAUGCCCCGGUCCUGGGUGCGACUAUCUUGACGCCAAACGAGCCGUUCAGCUGCACCGCGCCAUCAUGGAAAGCGACGAAGACGAGCAAAAGGAGAAGGACUCGUUCAACCGCGAUCACCCCGGCGGCGGGCCUUCGCGUCGAGAUAGCUCCUUCAACGAUCGAAGGCAUCAUCCCUAUGGCGGCAGCCAAAAGACCAAGAUGGAAGAUUGGGCAGGGAACGGUGGAAGCGGAGGGCAUGCCAACAAGUCGGACUGGGACAAGAGCAAGGUGCAGAAAGCUGAUGUCGAGGUAACGCGCCAGUGGCUGUUGAACAGGCUGUGGAUGACAUGCCGCUCGCAUGCGCUGCUUACUGCCGAUGCCGAGGAGGAACCGUUAAGGAUCGACUAUGCCAUCGACAUUGCGCGCGAAACACUGCGCGUCUGUAACUCCCUUUCGCUGCGGUCCAUGGAGGCACACGGCAUCGGUCUCACGCGAAAGCUCAACGACAUCGCACAGACGCUCGUCAUUGUCUGUCGAGACUAUCCGGCCAUCGCCAUGUCUGUCCCUUUUGAAGGCGACCCGAUCAAGACCGACCCCACGCUGUUCGGGCCGUACUUUGGCCCCUCCCCACCGGAAGCAUCCGCCGCCAGCGGCAGUCAACAUCAUCAGUCGCCGCCCUCCAAUAUCGACUCGGCGAACGCAAAUGUGGACCAUCCUUCGGCCAAUUCGUCGACCCUGGGCAGAGGGGUUGUGCCGCUGGACAAGGCCUUCUCGCCCUCGUAUGCCAUCGAAGCCAUAUUGCAUAAGUAUCUGGACAUCUUUAAGAGAUUCAGGGGCGGUGACCACCCGUACUUGCCGCAGUUGGUCGAGGCCGUCAAGGAGCUGCCCAAGAUGGCCGAGUUGAGCUUUGAUCGCUUCCUGCGCGAGAUGGGCUUGUGCUGA
Molecule: messenger RNA, 2931 nt
Organism: Sporisorium graminicola
Lineage: Eukaryota; Fungi; Basidiomycota; Ustilaginomycetes; Ustilaginales; Ustilaginaceae
Exons: 1
Coding region: 1-2931 (976 amino acids)
Biological process (GO): regulation of DNA-templated transcription
Molecular function (GO): zinc ion binding; DNA-binding transcription factor activity, RNA polymerase II-specific
Source: RefSeq, a predicted model, not a curated record